GUGUGACAUUAGUUUCCGCCCAUUUUCGAUAAUAGUGGUUUGUUGAAAAUUGUAGCUAACAAACUCACUUCACCAGAUACUAGCUAGCUGUUUCUUCAAGUUAACAUACAGCGGUUCUAGCUGCCACAACCGACAGAUCCAUGUCUUUUCUGCGUUGGGUCUCAGAGAAAUUGAGUGUGGAGAGCCUGAGGGAUUUUGAGUUUUUUGGAGAGCGAGCUCAGGGAAGCUCUCACAGGAAAGCCCAUGAAGACAGCCACGAGAGCCUGACCUCAGUCCCACGGCGGGACACAAUGGGAAGCUUCCUCCCCGACAGCAGCGCCUAUGAGCUCCUGACCAUCAUCGGUCGAGGCCUGGAGGACUUGAUGACCGUCAACCUUGCCAGAUACAGACCCACAGGGGAACACGUAGCAAUCCGUCGGAUUGACCUGGAGUCCUGCACCAAUGAAAUGGUCAACUACCUGCAGGCUGAGCUCCAUGUAUCUAAGCUGUUCCACCACUCCAGCAUCCUGCCCUACAGGAGCAUCUUCAUAGCAGAGAACGAGCUGUGGGUCAUCUCUCCCUUCAUGGCCUAUGGGUCGGCCAGAGACCUGAUCAGCAGCCACUUCACUGAUGGGAUGAAUGAGCUGGCCAUCGCCUACAUCCUACUGGGCAUGCUCAAAGCCCUGAACUACAUCCACCACAUGGGCUAUGUACACCGGAGCGUGAAGGCCAGCCACGUGUUGAUCUCGGUAGACGGUCAGGUGUGUAUGUCUGGUCUGAGGAGCAUCAUCAGUCUGAUCCGUCACGGCCAGCGGGCCAGAGUGGUCCAUGACUUCCCCCAGUACAGCAUCAAGGUGCUGCCCUGGCUCAGCCCAGAGGUGCUGCAGCAGAAUCUGCAGGGAUACGACUUCCGGUCAGACAUCUACAGUCUUGGCAUCACAGCCUGUGAGCUAGCCAAUGGACAUGUGCCCUUCAAAGACAUGCCAGCCACACAGAUGUUGCUGGAGAAGCUGAACGGGACAGUCCCCUGUCUGUUGGAUACCACCACCAUCCCCCCAGAGGAGCUGACCAUGAAGCCCUCCCGCUCUGGAGCUGACUCUGGGAUCUGUGAGGGCCCCAGCACCGGAGGGGCCCACCACUCUACCGGAGAGCCCUCCUCCUCGGGGAGCCACCCCUACAGUCGUACCUUCUCUCCCCACUUCCAUGCCUUUGUGGAGCUGUGUCUCCAGAGGGACCCAGAGAAGAGACCCUCAGCUAGUGCUCUCAUUGGUCAUUCCUUCUUCAAACAGAUCAAGCGUCGGCCAUCGGAGGCUCUGCCUGAGCUGUUCCGGCCCAUAACGGGCUUUGAGAGUACCCAGCCUCAGGACGCUGCCUCUGUACUGGCCAGCCUGGAGUCUGGCCUCAGCCACAUGGAUGUGGAUGACUGGGACUUCUGACAGAGAAACAGGAAAGUGGUGUGUGUAGUAACCAAGAGACGCUCUGAGAAGACUUCAGACUGGAUUUACGCUUUGUUCUUAUUAAAUGGCCCAUGUAAAUAAUUCAAAGCAGUUUCUCCUCCCUUUGACUGGGUUUAAAAGCCAGCUGCCAUCUCUCUAGUCUAAAAGAUGCAUGAGCAGACAGACCUUUGCACUGACUGACACCCAAUUCCUCUCACGCACACAUCUCUCCAGAUUCUACUACAGCUCUGGACCCGUCGAAGAACCGUAUGGGCGAGUAUGUCCAGUCAGCUCUUUCACUUGCCAAUGGAGAUGCUCCAUUAAAAGGUAUAGCAGAGAGACUACCUAUUUUUUUUUAAAUCUGAGCUGUACUUGACCCAUCUGUUGACAUUAAAGACCAGGAACUGACCACAUUACCAAGGGUCGAUCCAAUCAGCCAUCACAGAUGGAAGAUUCCAGAAGUUUGUCCAAGGCUAUCACGAACCAGACAGUGUUUGCAUUUCCUCACGGCUGAGAAGAGGCUCUCAUACUGAACUGUCAGUUUUACUCAGAGGGAAGAAAAAAUCUGUUUCUACCUGAAACCUUCAACUGAAGAUAGCAAAGCAAGUUAACACUAGACUGUGCCAACUGAGGUCCCUGUAUUUGAUUAACCUUCCUGUUAUUGACCAUUUAUGUCCUGCAAAAAAAGUGAAUGUUACAAUGGUGCUUGUUUCAGAUAGUUUGUCUGGGUUUCAUGAAGGGAAAGUGUAGGGAGUGUCAACUAUUUUACUUGAUAAUAAAUACCUUUCA
Messenger RNA from Oncorhynchus gorbuscha (pink salmon), 2204 nucleotides. Its product is annotated as STE20-related kinase adapter protein alpha-like. The coding region runs from base 141 to 1415 and encodes 424 amino acids. Gene Ontology annotation, molecular function: protein serine/threonine kinase activator activity; protein kinase activity; ATP binding. The record is from RefSeq and is a predicted model, not a curated record. Lineage: Eukaryota; Metazoa; Chordata; Actinopteri; Salmoniformes; Salmonidae. Gene Ontology annotation, biological process: protein phosphorylation. The transcript is spliced from 13 exons.